UUACCGUAACGACUGCUAUUACUGUGUACUUGUUCAAAUGUGUAUAUUUAUAUUUGCAAGUAGGUCAAAGAACAUGACUAUCGUGGGAUCUUUAAAAAGGAUUUAAUUACAUGGAAUAUAUUCAUUUCUUUAUAGAUAGUUUAUUAACUACAUUUAAUAUCUUAUUACACGAUUUACAUAUAUUGUCACUCAAUGAAGGUCGUAAAAGCAAUGACCGUUUCGGGUAAUAGGUCAUGACUGACGAAGUAUAUAUGUUCGUUACAAGUUGUCCCAAACUGACGAAAUUCAACGACUAUUAAAAUCUGAAAAUAUAUAUGAGGGAUUUAAAAAGAUUUGAGCUCGUUCUGUUAUGAUUUUUCAAUUCUUUUACGAUAUUUUUAGUUAUUUUACACAGUUAUCAAUAACAUCGUUUAUUUUGGUUAUCACUUUUGUAUACUGUUACACUACAUAUUCCGCUCAAAGCGGUAUAACCCUCCUUUACCACCGUCACCGAAUUUUAAACUUCCGUUGAUUGGACAUUUACAUUUAUUGGAGCAUGACAUGAGAAAACCGUUCAGAAAAUACCGGAAACAACUUGGCGAUGUCUUCACGUUGUAUUUUGGUGGAAGGCUGACAAUUGUGAUAUCGGGAUAUGAGACUUUGAGACAAGCCUAUGUUAAAAAUGGAGAGUUGUUCGCCGACCGACCAAGUCUUUAUAUAACAGAUAUUGCUACAAAAAAUCGAGGCUUUACACUUGCGAAUGGGGAACGUUGGAGGAAGCAUCGUCGGUUUGCUUUAAGUACCUUAAAAGAUUUUGGAAUGGGGAAAAGCAAACUUGAGGGAAAGAUCCACGAAGAAGUUGAAUCUUUCUUAUCUGAAAUUGAGGCCCACAAAGAAGAACCCUUUGACCCAAAGGAUAUCAUCAGCAAACACAUAGCGAAUAUCAUAUGCUUCAUUUUGUUCAAAGGCCAGAUUAAACAUGAUGAUCAGCGAUUCUUAGGGAUGAUCAGGCUAUUUGACGAGAACAUGGAAUCUGCUGCUGGUCUCGCAAACCUCAUGCCAUGGUUAGCUGAAUUUCCAGGUGAUCCGCUAAAAUGCAAGAAAAUGAUUAGCAAUGCUGAUAAAGUAUAUGAGUAUGUUGACGAUAUCAUUGAUGAACAUGUGAGGGAGUAUGACGAAAGCGAAAUAGAUGAUCUGACAAGUGCUUAUAUUAAGGAAAUGAAAAGAAAGGAAGCCAAUGGGGAAACAACUACAGUGUGCUUUGAGGAGAUGUCGGGAAUGAUUGGAAAUCUGUUUAUUGCUGGCUCACAUACAACGACUGCAGCAAUAAGAUGGGCAAUAGUGUGUCUUGUUCAGUUUCCCGAAAUGCAAGAGAAAAUGUACGAGAUUAUAUCGUCUAGGAUCGGAAAUGACAGACUGCCAUCUGCUAUGGACAAAACCUCUUUAGGAUACCUUGAAGCUUUUUAUUUGGAAGUAUUAAGGUAUUGCACUAUAACAAUAUCGAGCGGAGUCCAUGCUACAAGCAGAGAUUUGACCUUCAAAGGGUUCACUAUUCCAAAACAUGCGCUUAUUAUGCCAGAUGUGUAUUCUGCUCUGCAUGACCAAGACACCUGGCAUGAUCCCGAAAACUUCAGACCAGAACGUUUUCUUGAUGAUAAUGGCAACAUAAGAAAGCGAGAAGAGAUGAUAGCGUUUUUCCUAGGAAAACGGAAUUAUGUCGGAGAAUCUUUGGCACGAAUGGAUUUGCUGCUGUUUGUAGGAGCGCUUGUACAAAGGUUUCGUUUGGAGAGUCCAAUUGACGAAGCAGUUUCAUUGGAACGCGUUGACGGUGUAUUUGGAUUAGUGCAUACACCGAGACCGUACAGAAUUGUUGCAACUCUCCGCGUUUAGAACAUAGAUGAAUUUUAUAUUAAGAUUUAUAACGCACUACUUUUAUAUAGAAGACAGAUUUGAUAUAAAUACGUUACAUUUUUUAACAGCAACUUUCAUAUUUUAAUAAAAUCAAUAUAAAUUCUCUAUGCUUCGCAUCAAAUCUAUGUCUGAAGAAGCAGGAAUAAUUAGUUGUUAUCAAUAUUUUAGGACGAACAUAUACUACGUACUAUGGCUUCAUGUUGUGCGACAACCUGAAAAGACUUACACUUAAAUAACAUGAAGAAAUCAUUAUUAUAUAUAUAUAGAUGUAUUAUUAUCUUUCUGUUACUAUAAAAAAGAACAUACACAGUUGAAACGCGGUGUUUCGAAUUCCACUGGACCGAGCGUUUUGCUUCGAGAUAACCGAAAUUUGACUUGAAAUGAUAUUUUGUGCACGUGUUCUCGAGACGGGACGGGACUUGAAAAUGUCUUCGAUAAAGCCCGAGUUUUGAGAUAAGCUAGCUCGAUGUAUCGAGUUUCAACUGCAUAUAUAUGUUAUUGAGUAGACUCUUCUUAGACAUUUAUCUGUGAUAAUGUUAAUCAUAACAAACAGUGAUACAGUUAUUUUAAACAGAAAAUGUAUAUUUUGAUACUUUUUUAAAUAAUAGACUUUACAUUUAGUUUAAAUAGAAAGGUAAAAACAGACUGUUUUGUAGUACAGAGUAGCGUACACGCAACGAGACUCGACCUGCGCAAAACAGACUGCCUGUAAUUUGACACUGUAAUAUAGUUAUUUUGUAUUUUAUAUUAUUAUUGUUAUUAUUUACACACUCAAGUCUUCAUUUCCCUUUGUAACCAUUUUGUAUAUCUGGAAUUCACCUUGCGGGGAUAAUAUUUGUUCAUUGUCCUGUUAGUUUAGAACAUAGUGGGGUUAAGUGCGAAAUGAACUAUUUUGCGUGUGGUCUGACUGUAAGCGCUAUCAUUACCUCAAACACGUUUAACGUGCACUGUGUUGAUUUGUAAACGAGUAAAACGUACGGAAAUGUUUCCUUCUUUCUUCUGAAAAUAUAUAAGGAUGAAGUAAAAAUAGAUUUUAUUUACCGUGCUUUUUGAAACAAUAUUAAUAACCUCUGUAGAGCUUUUGAGAGACGACCUAAUUUAAAAACAGUUAAAACCAAUUACCUUCAGCAAUUUCUAGAUGUCCAUUUACUGUUGGACUUCACGAUUAAGUGCCUUGCCUAAAGACACACCCCUGUUGAAGUAGCCAGGGAUCGACCCGAAGGCCUCUACCCCAUUAGGAAAGCGUCGUUGCCCUUUCGGCCAAUGCAUCUAGAUACAGAAGUGUUUGAAAAUAUAUUACAAUUAUGAAACAAUGAGGUGCUGCAUAUAUUUAUGGCUGCAUAUAUCCCAAAAUUGAUGUUCUUAUUUAACGAUAUGGUCACAAAAACAGAGAAUCACUAUGAAUCCUUUUCAAUUACAGUAGCUAACAAAUUGUAUGGGAAAAUGUCACGAUGCGUAGUGUUUUUCUGUCUAGGCAUUCACACUUUUUCCAACAAACGUAUGUUUAGAAAAAUAAAUGUUCUAUUUUAUCACGGUAUACUAGAAACCUUUCCGGCUGUGUCUCAUCGAACUAAGAAAAACGACACUAUAUUUUCAAAAUAUAUUUAAUUUGGGAUCUGCUAAAAUCUGUCUGAAUAAUUUAUUUUAUUACAAUAUAACUAAGAAAAAUAUAA
This is a messenger RNA of Mercenaria mercenaria, 3563 nucleotides long. Its product is annotated as vitamin D 25-hydroxylase-like. The transcript has 6 exons. The record is from RefSeq and is a predicted model, not a curated record. The coding region runs from base 541 to 1869 and encodes 442 amino acids. Gene Ontology annotation, biological process: xenobiotic metabolic process. NCBI's taxonomy places the organism in Eukaryota, Metazoa, Mollusca, Bivalvia, Venerida, Veneridae. Gene Ontology annotation, molecular function: heme binding; iron ion binding; oxidoreductase activity, acting on paired donors, with incorporation or reduction of molecular oxygen, reduced flavin or flavoprotein as one donor, and incorporation of one atom of oxygen. Gene Ontology annotation, cellular component: intracellular membrane-bounded organelle; cytoplasm.